This is a messenger RNA of Ostrea edulis (European flat oyster), 3168 nucleotides long. Its product is annotated as neuronal acetylcholine receptor subunit alpha-3-like. The record is from RefSeq and is a predicted model, not a curated record. Lineage: Eukaryota; Metazoa; Mollusca; Bivalvia; Ostreida; Ostreidae. The coding region runs from base 135 to 1412 and encodes 425 amino acids. Gene Ontology annotation, biological process: regulation of membrane potential; chemical synaptic transmission; signal transduction. The transcript is spliced from 6 exons. Gene Ontology annotation, cellular component: membrane; synapse; neuron projection. Gene Ontology annotation, molecular function: transmembrane signaling receptor activity; extracellular ligand-gated monoatomic ion channel activity; neurotransmitter receptor activity.
GUUCAACCCUUGAACUAUGGAUCUAAAUAGUAACAGACAAGUUUAUGCUAAAAGUUUACAAAAGAAUGGAAUUAAAUAAUGCAUCUACCUCAACAAUACUAAAAAUGCAUCAAACAGACAUGGAAUGAAUAAGAAUGAAGGAGUCUCUCCAACAACCCCCAGGAGGUGGUGGUGGCGCUUCUCCACCGGCCUACAGUACUGAUUGGGAGACAUCGCUCCGAACUAAGGUCUUCACGAACUAUUCCACCCAACAGCGACCUUCUCAGAAGGUCAUUGUCCACGUGUCCUUCACUUUGCUGACUAUCAACGAUUUGAAUAUUAAAGAACAGUUGAUGUCUACAACAGGCUACCUGACUUUGAGGUGGAAGGAUGAACGGUUGAAGUGGAACUCUGCAUUAGAUGGCAACGAUUACAGUAACGUCAAGUUCCUCUUUAGCACUGAAUCAUAUGUGUGGCGACCAGCUUUAAUUGUGGAGAAUUCGAUUUCAGAUGUGAAGAUCAUCAGCGAUACGAACACACCCAUGAGAAUCCUGAGUACGGGAAACAUUGAGUGGAGUCCUAUGGGACUGUAUGUAGUCAGCUGUGAAUCAGAUAUCACUUAUUACCCAGUGGACUCCCAAACCUGCUACGUCAAAAUCAGUUCCUGGGGGUAUACGUCUUCAGAAAUUGACCUACAAAGUAAAUACUCCACAAUCUCACUAGGAUUUUACAGUCCUAAUGGUGAGUGGGAUUUAAUAUCGACUACGUCAGAAGCAUCGGCGGCCAAAACCCGCGGCGACUUCAGCUUCUCCAGUCUCACCUUCACCGUCCAUGUACAGAGACGGCUGCUGUUUCACACACUGAACACGAUGUUUCCUGUAGCCCUGAUGGCUUUCCUCAUACCCAUGGUCUUCAGACUUCACCCUGAUGCUGGAGAAAAGAUUGGGUUUGCUUUGACCGUCCUUCUGGCAUACGCCGUGUACUUAACUAUGAUUUCGGACAGCAUUCCCAGUACUUCCUUCAAGCCAUGCUAUUUAUCCAUUUAUUUGGUUUUCAUUUUGGCCUUGUCCUCGAUUUCCGUUCUCUGUACCAUCCUUGUGCUCAAUUUCAACUUUGGAACCGAUGCAGAUCCUAUAUCCAGCGCCACCCGCUUCAUUUUGGUAUCUAUUGUUGCACGGUUGAUUUGCUGGAACCGUAAAAGUUGUCGACCAAAGAGGAAGAUAGGAAAUUCCAAUGUUGAACUCGUUGAAGACCUUCAGUCGUCCGAAUCCACGCAGGAGAAGGGCGAUUCGGGUGAAGAAAGUGACGACAUUACGUGGCAGGAUUUAUCCAACAUCCUGGACAGAGGGUUCUUCAUGUUAUUCUCUGUUAUUAUUUUGUUAACAACAGCAAUGUUUAUUGCUGUUGUAUUUUCUGAGCGCGCUUCUUCCUGAAAAAAAAAUAUAAUAAAAAUUCAACCCAGAGUAGAAAAUCAAAAAAUAAAAAUUAAUAACUUUGACAAGAUCAUAUUGUAACCCACAUUUUCUCUGUGUAUUUGUCCAUCCGUCCGUUUGUCCCAUUUUCUUGUCCUUUGAACUUUUCUCUCAUUUUCAAAGGUACAUUUUGUACCAAACAAUUACUGUCUUAAGUGAUAAGGCAUAUCUUUGAAAUUAGCAAUAAGGAUUUAGGUGCAGGAGUUUUGGAUGAAAGGUGAAGAUAACGAACAGUGAUCAAUCUCACAAUUCCUAAAAGCAACACAAAUUAGAGAUUUGGGCAAACACGGACCCCUGGAUAUACCAGAGGUGCGAUCAGGUGCCUAGGAGGAGUACGUAUCCCCUGUCGACCGGUCACACCCGCCGUGAGCCCUAUAUCUUGACCAGGUAAUAAGAGUUUUAGAAAAUAUCGGGUUUUAAUACUUGUCAUAGAAACUCUUUGUAAAAUGUUUGAAUUUUGGAUUUUAAAUGUUUUGACAAAUUCAAAACGGAUGUGUUUUUUUAACUUGUUGGUGUCCAAUGAGGUGUCGAAUGCAGGAAUUUACUUUGAACAAAGUUUUUGAAGGCAAGUUCAAUGAAGGAAAUGUAUAUUAUAGAAUAAUAUACUCUCAGGAAUUAUACGUAUUGGGAUGAGAAACAUCAGUCGUGCUUUAGAUGUUGCAAUUGAACUUUAUUUCCAGAUGAGUGAUAUUUAGGUUAGGGAGUUCAAAUUCAUUGUACUAGUGCAUAUUCAUACCCCACACAACAAGUUAUGAAGGACAUCAUGUUUUUACCCGUUCGUUUUGUUCUUCUCAGCGCAAUUCCUCUGAAACCGCUAAACAGAAUUUCAUGAAACUUUGUAGUUAAUUAUGAUGAAAACAUUGUUUAGAUGUGCAGGGUUGCAGGAAUUUCUAUUUCUUUUUUUUUUUCGGGAGUUUUGCCCCUUUUGAACUUAGACUAUAUCUGUUUGUUUUACGUCCCAUUAAGAAUUUUUCACUCAUAGUGAGUCACCAUGAAUUGUAGGUGAAGUACCGCUGUAUAAGUAAGGAUUCUUUCACAUGCCACCACCUGUCGGGAAACGUAACCUCCGUUGUUAAGGUCAAGACCCGUGGUUUUCACUUCUAAUUGUCUAGCGUUUAGUGAAGGAGCAAUCACUACGCAUGGUUACGUCUUAGGCUGGACACGGUCAUGGUACGAGCGGGGCUCGAAAUCAUGACCUCCCGGUCACGAAUAAAACGCUCUUGAACUUAUAUAUGAGUUUAACCAAAAUUAAAUAUACCUAGUCUACUAAGACAGUUUGUCAUUGCCACUCCUCUGAAAUCGAUGAACAUAAUUGCAUGUAACUUUGUAUUUAACAUUAAAGCUUUAGAAAGGUCAAUAGUUUAUCUCUGCUGGCGGAAUGUCGUAGAAUUCAUUUCGGGAAGGGAGGUGGUACGGUUACAAAAUUUGACGUAGUUUUAUAUUUAAUCUCAUUUGUUUUUAUUUUUUUUCCUAUUUAAUAUUUUAGAUAUUACUUCACUGAUUGUGAAAAUGAAAUUUAAUGUGCAGAUUUUUGUUUGAUUGUGUUUGAGAAACGUUAUAUUUAAGGUAAAUUUGGCCAAUUACGGGGUCAAAUCAUUGUGUUUUCCUUAGAUUCUUAUUGAAUUUCUAUCUAAUGUUGAUUUUUGAACGUUGUAGUUUAACUUAUAUAACUACAAUAUAUGACAAAAUUUCUGGUGUUAAUAAAAAAUUUAUUUGC